Messenger RNA from Contarinia nasturtii (swede midge), 3667 nucleotides. It is a transcript of the gene Chsy, whose product is annotated as chondroitin sulfate synthase 1. Gene Ontology annotation, cellular component: Golgi cisterna membrane. The record is from RefSeq and is a predicted model, not a curated record. Gene Ontology annotation, molecular function: glucuronosyl-N-acetylgalactosaminyl-proteoglycan 4-beta-N-acetylgalactosaminyltransferase activity. The coding region runs from base 712 to 3309 and encodes 865 amino acids. The transcript is spliced from 7 exons. Lineage: Eukaryota; Metazoa; Arthropoda; Insecta; Diptera; Cecidomyiidae.
GAUUUUUGUUUGGUUCGGACGUGUAAUCUGUGUGCGCACUGCCUACACUACGUUCUUUCUCUGUUUUAUUGUAAUCGUUUGUCCAGCAAAUAGUGUGAUGAAGGCAAAAUGAUUCUUCAUUCGAUCAACUCUGAAAAUAUCGAAUAUAAUUUUCUCAUUCGGUUUGUGUCUUGAUAGUUUAGACGGCAUCAAGUUAUUAGUGCAUCGUUUGCGAUCCAAGCGAAUCGAUAGAACGAGAUAAAUAGACAAUAAAUUGUGUUCGCGUAUUGGUGAUCUGGUUUAGAUGAGGAUAUUUAUCAAACAACCGUCGAUUCGCGAGCAUUGAUCUCGUUGAUGCUCCGGCACCAUCUCUCUUUCUUUGUGAAAAAUUGAUUGUGGUCGCCGUUUGAAGAGACGCCACACCGGUGCUCUUUUCUUUAUUAUUACGUUUCAAAUAACUACAAGGCAAACGUGCGUACAUUUUUGACUAGUGAUUUAUAGCGGUCAAGACGAAACGAAAAUGAAAACGAUACUCUUUUUUUGUGUGACAAUGGUGAUUGCUUAAAUUCUAAAUGAAAUUUAUUUUUUAUGGAUAUUCAUCAUCAUCAUCAUCAAAGGAACAAUAGCAGUCGACUGUAAAUUAAAAAAAAGCAUCUCUCUAUCAAGUGGAAUGAUAUUUGAGUUGAAUUCACUAUUAAUUUGCCAUCGAUUGCGUUCAUUCAGUUUCUCAAGAUGAUGCAGUGGUUUAGCUUCAGUGAUUAUCAUCACAUCCAUAAAAUGACAUCAAGAAAAAGCACCGUAUUCAUGUUCUUUGGCAUUAUUAUUGGGCUGUGUUUCGGCAUUCUGUUUAAGAACUACCGAGCCUUAGAAUUAGUGAAAAAAUGUAGUCUACGACCAAAUACGGGUCCCUUAGAAGUAAUAAAUUUGCAGCAAAGCGACACGGUGACAUCGUCACAAAGUAAUUUAGUAUUUGUUGGUGUAAUGACUGCUAAAGAAUUUUUAAGCGAUCGUGCCACCGCGGUGUAUGAUACAUGGGGAAAAGAGGUGCCAGGCCGUUUGGCAUUUUUUAGCUCAGAAGGAUCUUAUUCAGAACGACUGCCGGUUAUUGCCCUAAAAGGAGUGGACGAUCGCUAUCCACCGCAGAAGAAAUCAUUUCGAAUGUUGUAUUUUAUGUACGAACAUUAUAUUGAUAGAUUUGAAUGGUUUGCCAGAGCCGACGAUGAUGUUUAUAUCAAUACCGAAAAACUGGAGAAAUUUUUACGAUCCAUUGACAGCACAAAACCACAGUUUAUUGGACAAGCUGGUCGCGGUAAUUCGGAGGAGUUCGGCUUAUUGUCGCUGGAAUUUGACGAGAAUUUCUGUAUGGGCGGACCUGGUGUAAUAAUGAGUCGCGAAACAUUGAGACGAGUGGCCCCACACAUUCCGACUUGCCUUAAAAACUUGUACAGCACACACGAAGAUGUUGAAGUUGGGCGGUGUGUGCAAAAAUUUGCCGGUAUACCGUGCACUUGGAAUUAUGAGAUGCAAUCAAUUCUUCGUCACAAUUCAAGUGGUGCAAAUGCAUUCACUGGCAAUUUAAAAACGAAAGAAAUCCAUAAUGCAAUCACACUUCAUCCUCUCAAACGGCCACCUCUCAUGUAUCGUUUGCAUAGUUAUCUCCAAGGUCUUCGUGCACAGCAAUUGCGUCAAGAGACACUAUCUCUGCACCGCGACAUAGCAAUGAUGAAAACGAUUUUACUAUCCAAAUCGGAAGAUAAUGAAAUCGAUUUUUCGAUGAAAUUUGAAGGUUCUGAUUUAUCCAUAUUCCCAUCGAAUGAACCGGAUGAUGUAAAUUUUCUCGGCGAUCAUGAUGUGUUGAGUACAAAACCACAUUUAAAUAAGGCAAAAUCAAGCACCAGAGAAGAGUUAUUGACAUGGAAUUUCAUAGCUCGAAGCUUAUAUUCGGCCGAACAAACAAAUCCGAAGAAAAAACUUGAUUCGUCAUUGAGAGAAGGAUUAGACGAUGUAAUUGUCGAAGUUAUGGACUAUAUAAAUAAUUUUUCACGGCAAAGAGGGCGUGUAAUCGAUUUCAAAGAACUAUUGUAUGGAUAUAAUCGAUUGAAUUCGUUGUAUGGACAGGAUUUGGUGUUGGAUUUACUAUUGAUUUACAGAAAAUAUCGCGGCAAAAAGAUGACGGUGCCGGUUCGUCGUCAUUUAUACCUACAAAGAGCCUUCACUGAUUGCUUCGUCAGAGAAUUAAAACCAGACAACAUCUUUACCGAACAAAUGGAAACGACGAAAUUUGGUAAUCUGACGUCAAUGCUGUCAUUCAAAAUGAAAAACAUCUGGCAAUCAAGUGUUAAUCGAAUAUCGGAUACAAUUGCUAUGUCGCUGAACAAUACAGUGCAAAAUAAUCAAACGAAAACGUCACGAAGGAAUCGAAUUGAUCAAAUCAAGCCAACGAUUGUAUUUGUAUUACCAUUGGCCGGUCGUUUACAAACGUUCCAACGAUUUCUACGAAAUUAUGACCGUGUUUGUUUGCAACAUCCCGAUACACAAACUGAAUUGCUCGUUGUACUAUUCAACGAAAUGCAUUCGGAUGUGAGACCAUUUUAUGAUGAAAUUGAUCAACUUAAAACGAAAUACACGACAUCCGUGAUAAAUCACGUCACAAUUAAAGGGAAUUUUUCUCGUGGAAUUGCUUUGAAUCGAGCCAUACAUUCCGAACACAUUCAUUCGAACGACAUUAUAUUUUUUAUAGAUGUCGACAUCACAUUCAAACGAAUGUCCAUCGAACGCAUUCGUCUAAAUACAAAAUUAAACAAACAAGUUUAUAUGCCGAUUGUUUUCAGCGAAUAUAAUCCGUCGGUUUGGUCCGACGCUAAUUAUGAUAGUUCAUCCGAGUUUGAGGAAAAUGAAUCGCUCAAUUUGAACGAUAAUCGUGGAUAUUUUCGAGAAUUUGGAUAUGGUAUUUGUGCCAUUUUUAAAGCAGACAUUUUACAUCCCGAUAUAAAUGGAUUCAAUGAUGACAUCACCGGUUGGGGCUUGGAAGAUGUCAAAUUUUUGGAAAAACUUGUUAAAUUGCAACCAGCACCAAUCACAUCAUUUUUGAACGGACCAAAUUCAAAUUCAAGCAUUGUGCCAUUAUCAUUAAGUAUAUUCCGUUCACCCGAUCCAACGUUGGUGCAUAUUUAUCAUGAUAUUUAUUGUGAUAAAGCGCUCAGCGAAUCGCAGUAUACCAUGUGUUUGGGAACAAAGGCCAACACACUCGGCAGUUUCAAGCACAUUGAAUCCAUUUUCAUGAAUAAUAAGAGCAUAAUCGAUUUUAUGCGGUCGUCAACCACCAGUUAGAUAAGAAUAGAAAGAGGAAGGAAGAAGAAAGACAUUGGAAAUGUAGUAGUAAUAGUAGUUUUAGUAAACUGAAUCGAUUUUAGUUUUCGAACAUGUGUGAUAUUCGAUAUUUUUUUUUUUUGUAAAGAAUUUAGUCGCGUUAAUUUAAGAACAAACACAUUUCAUGUGCGAUGUUGUAACUGAAUCUCUGUGCUAAGCUUCAUUUGGUCAUAUAAUGUUACUCAUUAUUAUUUAAAAGGCACUAAAAUUGUUUUAAUUGAUAGUAAAGUACACACUCACACGCAACGCCACUGAGAAAUACCUCAUUAAUUUAGUUUGAAAUAAUAAUAAAGUCCAAUGAAUUGAGUUUAAAAAUAAA